CCUGGGAGGUGGACGGAGGUUGCGGUAAGCUGAGAUCUUGCCACUGCGCUCCAGCCUGGGCGAUAGAGAAAGACUCGAAGACCUUUUGCUGAAUUGAAGCCUCUUGGUAAACCUAUGAUGUCUCAUUUAAUAGAUGGGCAAACUGAGGCUCAGAGAAAUAAAUCAGGCACAUAAGGAGUCCUUGUCCAAGCAAGCCAUGGGUUGAAGCCUGGGCUCUGCCAGUCCAGGUGAAACCAAAGCAUCUCCAGAAAUUGCUGGUGGUGUGUUACAUCAGCAGAUGAGUUGGGUAAUGUCAUUCCUCAACCUGGAGUCAGCGGCAUCUUGCAGACUCCACCAAAGAGGAAGUCCGCACCUAGCUCCCUGAGGCCUGCUUGCAAGAAUGAGGAAGGAGCGGUUCUGCUUUCAGGUGGAAGUGUUCACCAGCUAAGUGCUGGGCUGCCCACAAGACAAACAGCCCCCUGGGCCUGGGACACAUGCUUCAGUGCCCCUGGUAGCAUGGCAGGACAUGCAGUGCAACUCAACAAGCUCCCAAAACCAUGAGAGGCUGGGAAAAGCGCUCCCUGGCCCAGUUCUAAUGUUUCCCAAUAAGGAGCUGCCCGGGCAGACACAGGGGGCCCCGCCCAUCCUGAGAGGCUGGUCCUGGCUUGUAGACACAACUGCUUGGAGAGUCUCUGCAUCCUGGCUCUGCAGACAGUCUCUAGGUGACGGGCUGGCGGAGUGCCCGUGUGUAGUAUGGGCGUAUACCUGCUGCAGCACCAGCUAAUCUGGACCUGUGCCCCUGGUCCGCCUAUCGAUGUCAUGUGGCCCAUCUGAAUAUGUGACUCUGAGUCUGGUCUACCCAGGCCUGGUUUGAGCCUACCCCCUGGCCACACCCCUUGUGAGUUUCCUCUGGGUGACAUUUCCUUCCCACUCUUGUUGACUGGGGGCUGUUCUUGCCGGUCGGUGCCCCAGGGCCAGGAGAGGUCUGACGAGACCUGGGAGCCAGUAGCCCUGGGCUCCGCUUUUGGGUUCUAAAAGCCCGUUCCUUGCUCUGCGGCUCCUCCUACCCCACCUCUUCUCAGCCUUGCAGCUCAACAGUUGAUCUCAGGAGUCCAGGACCCAGGAGAGGGAAGAAUCUGAGGAACACAGAACAGUGAGCGUUGCCCACACCCCAUCCCCUGUCACCACAUCUCCCCUCCCCCUCCCCCUCCCUGCCUGGUCCUGGGCCCCAUCCCAGCACCUCCCUGUCAGCUGACUUCUUCCAGGGUCUCGCAGGCCCCUCUGGGCUCCUCCCUCCCCUGGCUUUUCCUGCCACUGCCCCUCCAUCGGCAUCUAUCUGCAGGUGCCCUGGGAUUUAUAAAACUGGGUUCUGAAUGCUGAAUAGGAGAUGGUAAGAGCAAGGCAAAGGACAGCACUGUUCUCUGCCUGCCUGAUACACUCACCACCCGUGAACCAUCCCCCAGACACGCCCUGAACUCUGGGACAGAGAUGGCUGGCGGAGCCUGGGGCCGCCUGGCCUGUUACUUGGAGCUCCUGAAGAAGGAGGAGCUGAAGGAGUUCCAGCUUCUGUUCACCAGUAAAGUGCACUCCAGCGGCUCUUCGGGUGAGACACCCGCUCGGCCGGAGAAGACGAGUGGCAUGGAAGUGGCCUCAUACCUGGUGGCUCAGUAUGGGGAGCAGCGGGCCUGGGACCUAGCCCUCCGUACCUGGGAGCAGAUGGGGCUGUGGUCACUGUGCACCCAAGCCCAGGAAGGGGCAGGCUACUCUCCCUCAUUCCCCUACAGCCCGAUUGAACCCCACCUGGGGUCUCCCAGCCAACCCACCUCCACCGCAGUGCUGAGGCCCUGGAACCGUGAAUUGCCAGCGGAGUGCACCCAGGGCUCAGAGAGAAGGGUUUUGAGACAGCUGCCUGACACAUCUGGACGCCGCUGGAGAGAAAUCUCUUCCUCAUUCCUCUACCAAGCUCUUCCAAGCUCCCCAGACUUGGAGUCUCCGAGCCAGGAGUCGCCCAAUGCCCCCACAUCCACAGCAGUGCUGGCGAGCUGGAGAUCCCCACCUCAGCCCAGCCUAGCACCCAGAGAGCAGGAGGCUCCUGGGACCCAGUGGCCUCUGGAUGAAACGUCAGGAAAUUACUACACAGGAAUCAGAGAAAAAGAGAGAGAGGAAUCAGAGAAAGGCAGGCCUCCAUGGGAGGCAGCAGUAGGAACGCCCCCACAGGUGCACGCCAGCCUACAGCCCCCCCGCCACCCAUGGGAGCCUUCUGCGAGAGAGAGCCUCUGUUCCACAUGGUCCUGGAAUAAUGAGGAUUUGAACCAAAAUUUCACACAGCUGCUACUUCUACAAAGACCUCACCCCAGAAGCCAGAAGCCGCUGGUCAAGGGAAGCUGGCCUCAUGAUGUGGAGGAGGAUGUGGAGGAGGAUCGAGGACGUUUAAUUGAGAUCAGAGACUUAUUUGGCCCAGGCCUGGAUCCCCAAGAACCUCACAUAGUCAUACUGCAGGGGGCUGCUGGAAUUGGGAAGUCAACACUGGCCAGGCAGGUGAGGGAAGCCUGGGGGAGAGGCCAGCUGUAUGGGGACCGCUUCCAGCAUGUCUUCUACUUCAGCUGCAGAGAUCUGGCCCAGUGCAAGGUGGUGAGUCUCGCUGAACUCAUCGGAAAAGACUGGACAGCCGCUCAGGCUCCCAUUAGACAGAUCCUGUCCAGGCCAGAGCGGCUGCUCUUCAUCCUCGACGGUGUGGAUGAGCCAAGAUGGGUCUUGCAGGAGCCGAGUUCCGAGCUUUGUCUGCACUGGAGCCAGCCGCAGCCGGCGGACGCACUGCUGGGCAGUUUGCUGGGGAAAACCAUACUUCCCGAGGCAUCCUUCCUGAUCACGGCUCGGACCACAGCUCUGCAGAACCUCAUUCCUUCUUUGGAGCAGGCACGCUGGGUAGAGGUCCUGGGAUUCUCUGAGUCCAGCAGGAGGGAAUAUUUCUACAAAUAUUUCACAGAUGAAAGGCAAGCAAUUAGAGCCUUUGGGUUGAUCAAAUCAAACAAAGAGCUCUGGGCCCUAUGUCUCGUGCCCUGGGUGUCCUGGCUGGCCUGCACCUGCCUGAUGGAGCAGAUGAAGCGGAAGGAAGAACUCACACUGACCUCCAAGACCACCACGACCCUCUGUCUGCAUUACCUUUCCCAGGCUCUCCAAGCUCAGCCGUUGGGGCCCCAGCUCGGGGACGUCUGCUCUCUGGCUGCUGAGGGCAUCUGGCAAAAAAAGACCCUUUUCAGUCGAGAUGACCUCAGGAAGCAUGAGUUAGAUGGGGCCAUCAUCUCCACCCUCUUAAAGAUGGGUAUUCUUCAAGAGCACCCCAUCCCUCUGAGCUACAGCUUCAUUCACCUCUGUUUCCAGGAGUUCUUUGCAGCAAUGUCCUAUGCCUUGGAGGAUAAGAAGGGGAGAGGUAAACAUGCUAAUUGCAUCAUAGAUUUGGAAAAGUUGCUAGAAGCAUAUGGAACACAUGGCCUGUUUGGGGCACCAACCACACGUUUCCUAUUGGGCCUGUUAAGUGAUGAGGGGGAGAGAGCGAUGGAGAACAUCUUUAACUGCCGGCGGUCUCAGGGGAGGAACCUGAUGCAGUGGGUCCCGUGCCUGCGGCCCCUGCUGCAGCCACACUCUCUGGAUUUCCUCCACUGUUUGUACGAGACUCAGAACAAAAUGUUCCUGACACACAUGAUGGCCGAUUUCCAAGAAAUGGGCAUGUGUGUGGAAACAGACAUGGAGCUCCUGGUGUGCACUUUCUGCAUUCAAUUCUGCUGCCACGUGAAGAAGCUUCAACUGAUUGAGGGCAGGCAGCACAGACCAGCAUGGAGCCCCACUGGGAUAGUCCUGUUCAGGUGGGUCCCAGUCACGGAUGCCUACUGGGAGAUUCUCUUCUCCAUCCUCAAGGUCACCAGAAACCUGAAAGAGCUGGACCUAAGUGGAAACUCGCUGAGCCACUCUGCAGUGAAGAGUCUUUGUAAGACCCUGAGACGCCCUCGCUGCCUCCUGGAGACCCUGCGGUUGGCCAGCUGUGGUCUCACAGCUCAGGACUGCAAGGACCUGGCCUCUGGGCUGAGAGGCAACCAGAACCUGACCGUGCUGGACCUGAGCUUCAAUGUGCUCACGGAUGCUGGAGCCCGACACCUUUGCCAGAGACUGAGUUGGACGUGCUGCAUGCUACAGCGACUGCGGCUGGGCAGCUGUGGCCUCACAUCUGGGUGCUGCCAGGACCUGGCCUCUGUGCUCAGCGCCAGCCCCUUCCUGAUGGAGCUAGACCUGCAGCAGAACAACCUGGGCGACACUGGUGUGCGACUGCUGUGUGAGGGGCUCAGGCAUCCUGCCUGCCAGCUCACACGCCUGGGGCUGGGCAGCUGUGGCCUCACAUCUGGGUGCUGCCAGGACCUGGCCUCUGUGCUCAGCGCCAGCCCCUUCCUGAUGGAGCUAGACCUGCAGCAGAACAACCUGGGCGACACUGGUGUGCGACUGCUGUGUGAGGGGCUCAGGCAUCCUGCCUGCCAGCUCACACGCCUGGGGCUGGACCAGACGACUCUGAGCGAUGAGAUGAGGCAGGAGCUGAGGGCCCUGGAGCAGAAGAAGCCUCAGCUGCUCAUCUUCAGCAGAUGGAAACCAACUGGGAUGAUCCCUAAUGAGGGCCUGGGUACAGGGGAGACGACUAAUAGCACGUCCUCACGCAAGCGGCAGAGACUCGGAUCAGAAACCGAGUCUUCCCAUGUUGCUCAGGCUGAUUUCAAACUCCUGGACUGGAGCAAUCCUCCUGCCAAGGCCUCCCAAAGUGCUGGGAUUACAGGCAAGAGCCACGGUGCCUGGCCCCUUUCAUCUUUUGAACCAUGUUCCUCUCUCAACCUGCCCACCUGGGCAUGCUGGGAAAAGUGGCACUUCUGUUCCAGUGGGGAAGGGGAGAUGGGCAGAGGCUGGGCUGGAGGCACUGGAGUGGGGCUCCCCAGACAGCAGGCAGGCAGCCAGGGAGCAGGAGCGAAGCUGCAGAACACUCCCUGCCAUGGUCCAGGCAGGCUGGCCUUGGGAAGGGCCCCUUAUAGUAUAACCAUAGGGGCUGGGGGAGGCCAGGUGAGAGAAUCUGGAGCUGACCGCUGCCUUGCUGUUUCAGAGGGAAGCUCCCCAGAGGUAGAACAGUUGGAACCCUUGUGCCUGCCUUCACCUGCCUCUCUAGGGGACCAGGAUACGCCUUUGGGGACUGAUGAUGACUUCUGGGGCCCCAUGGGGCCUGUGGCUACUGAGGUAGUUGACAAAGAAAGGAGCCUGUACCGAGUUCACUUCCCUGUAGCUGGCUCCUACCGCUGGCCCAACACAGGUCUCUGCUUUGUGGUGAGAGAAGCAGUGACCACUGAGAUUGAAUUCUGUGUGUGGGACCAGUUCCUGGGUGAGAUCAACCCACAGCACAGCUGGAUGAUGGCAGGGCCUCUGUUGGACAUCAAGGCUGAGCCCGGAGCCGUGGAAGCUGUGCACCUCCCUCACUUUGUGGCUCUCCAAGGGGGCCAUGUGGACACGUCCCUGUUCCAAGUGGCCCACUUUAAAGAGGAGGGGAUGCUCCUGGAGAAGCCAGCCAGGGUGGAGCUGCAUCACAUAGUUCUGGAAAACCCCAGCUUCUCCCCCUUGGGAGUCCUCCUGAAAGUGAUCCAUAGUACCCUGCGCUUCUUUCCCGUCAACUCCCUGGUGUUGCUUUACCACCGCCUCCAUCCUGAGGAAGUCACCUUCCACCUCUACCUGAUCCCAAGUGACUGCUCCAUUCGGAAGGCCAUAGAUGAUGAAGAAACGAAAUUCCAGUUUGUGCGAAUCCACAAGCCACCCCCGCUGACCCCACUUUAUAUGGGCUGUCGUUACACCGUGUCUGGGUCUGGUUCAGGGGUGCUGGAGAUACUCCCCAAGGAACUGGAGCUCUGCUAUCGAAGCCCUGGAGAAGCCCAGCUGUUCUCGGAGUUCUACGUUGGCCACUUGGGAUCAGGGAUCAGGCUGCAAAUGAAAGACAAGAAAGAUGAGACUCUGGUGUGGGAGGCCUUGGUGAAACCAGCCUUACCUUCACCUCUGGAUGCCCCGGGGUUGCUGCACUUUGUGGACCAGUAUCGAGAGCAGCUGAUAGCCCGAGUGACAUCGGUGGAGGCUGUCUUGGACAAAUUGCAUGGACAGAUGCUGAGCCAGGAGCAGUAUGAGAGGGUGCUGGCUGAGGACACCAGGCCCAGCCAGAUGCGGAAGCUGUUCAGCUUGAGCCAGUCCUGGGACCGGAGGUGCAAAGAUCAACUCUACCAAGCCCUGAAGGAGACCCAUCCUCACCUCAUUAUGGAACUCUGGGAGAAGGGCAGCCAAAAGGGACUCCUGCCACUCAGCAGCUGAAGUAUGAACACCAGCCCUGAGUCCUGGCUCUGCCUGACCCUUCUUUGGGUCUCAGUUUCUUUCUCUGCAAACAAGUUGCCAUCUGAUUUGCCUUCCAGCACUAAAGUAAUGGAACUCUGAUGAUGCCUUUGCUGGGCAUUAUGUGUCUAUGCCAGGGAUGCCACAGGGGGCCCCAGUCCAGGUGGCCUAACAGCAUCUCAGGGAAUGUCCAUCUGGAGCUGGCAAGACCCCCGCAGACCUCAUAGAGCCUCGUCUGGUGGCCACAGCAGCCAAGCCUAGAGCCCUCUGGAGCCAAUCCAGAUGCAAGGAGGAAUAGGAGGCACACGGAACCGUCUGCCUCUGACCGUGUCACAGGGCGAGCCCCAAAACUGCAGUUCAGUGUGGGAGACCACGUGGAUUCUUGGCUUUUUACAGGAAGAUCUACAAGAGCAAGCCAACACAGUAAAGUGGAGGGAAGUUUAUUCAGAAAAUACAGGAGUAUUACAGCUCUUUGAGAAUUUGCCUAGCAGGCUUUCCAUUUUUACCAGAAAACCCCUAUAAAUUAAAUUUUUUUUACUUCUAUUUUUAAAUGUAAGAAUUUAAAAAUAUAUAAAAAAGAAAAAGUGAAAAUAAAGGAAUAAAAAGUU
Messenger RNA from Chlorocebus sabaeus (green monkey), 6980 nucleotides. NCBI's taxonomy places the organism in Eukaryota, Metazoa, Chordata, Mammalia, Primates, Cercopithecidae. The record is from RefSeq and is a predicted model, not a curated record.